This is a messenger RNA of Parnassius apollo (apollo), 13014 nucleotides long. The record is from the annotation of a GenBank genome assembly. NCBI's taxonomy places the organism in Eukaryota, Metazoa, Arthropoda, Insecta, Lepidoptera, Papilionidae.
AUGGACCAGCCGGGUCCAUCGUCUUCGAACCAAGAUCCUCGCUUUGAUUUCAUUGGCUCUUAUGCUGUGAAAUCUUUGAAGCUCAAGCCAGAAAAAUGGAUGAGAUUAGUAAGCGUAGAGGAACACAGGUCCAUUUUAAAAGAAUUCGUAGACAAGCCAUUUCCAAUGCUUCUAUUGAUAAUAUUGACGCACGCAGCGCAGUUGGUUCCUGUUAUAUCUUUUCCAUGUUAUUUAAAGAACAAAGCUGUAUAUUAUAUAAAAAAGAAGGCCGAUGUCGUUCCUAAAGAGAACUGCGCUGAUAUGAUUAUUUUUGGUGACUUGGCACCAAAGUUAAUUGAUGAAUUAGCGUCUUUGGUUGAUGAAGUAUUUGUUCCUCUUUUGUCAAAUCCAUUAAAUCACGAAGGAUGGCCGUUGGUGGUUUCACAAGAUAUUCUAAAGCAAAUACAUAACCUUAAGAGCACGGUUUACGAGGUUAAAGGCAAAGUCAAUGGACAGACAGUUCUUCCGAUGCCUGUGGGCGUAGAGUUGGUUCACGAUGCGGAGAAGGAAAUGUUAAAGGGAAAGGAAGUUGAUUUAUAUUUGAAGAGUGCUAUUGAAGGAGUGGUCAUUAAAUGGGCUCAGCAGAUCAAUGACGUCAUGAUGGAGGAUUCAUCGCAAGCUUUUGAGAACGGACAAAACCCACUGCCUAAUGUCGAGCUCGCGUUUUGGAGAUCUAGAUUAAACAACUUAAAUUAUAUAUACGAUCAACUACGUACAGAAAGGGUUCGAUGUAUGGCUGUUAUACUUGAAAAAACUACGUCGGCUUAUUAUCCAUGUUUUAGUCGCCUAUUCAAAAAUAUCGUAUCAGCACUGGCAGAAGCUCGUGAAAUCGAUUUGUAUCUUAGAACAUUAGAGAAGCAUUUUCAAGCAUUUGAAGAUACUGAUUUUACCGAGUGUCAGCCACUGUUUCGACCAUUGUUUCACGUCAUUUGUAUGAUAUGGAGGGAUUCUAAAUAUUAUUGCAGUUCUUCGAAGCUAAUGGUUCUUAUAAAACAGAUUUGUAAUCUUUUAAUUUAUCAGGCAAAGAAAUGCUUAGACCCCAGUACACUGUUUCAUAGUGACAUUGAUGAAGCCGGACAACGUAUUCAAGUUACAAUAAAUAUUCUAAAAAAGUUUAGACAAACCUUUGAUUAUUUCAAAGAAAAUUUACCAAAGUAUUUCGUUGACCGAACUGUAAUACCCUGGACUUUCCACCCAAAUGUUGUAUUUGAACGGAUGAAUAAUUUUCUUGAACGUUUAAAUACAAUUCAGUGGUUUUUUAAAACAGUUUUAGAAUUCCAAAAACUAGAGAAAAUAGAAAUAGGUGGCAUGAAAGGCCGUGUGUUAAGUGGACAAAUUAGAGAAAUUUCAGCUGAAUUUGAUGCUUAUUUUCAUGGAUUUGCAUCAAAGUCUUACGACGUUUUAGAUCCAGAUGAUGAAACAUUUAAUGCAGACUUUAAAGAAUUUCAAGAUAACAUUGUUGAUUUGGAUCUAAAACUAUCCACAGUAUUGGUUGAAUCCUUUGACAAUUGUUCCACUUUGGAGGCUAUUUUUAAGGAACUUUUUACGGAGCAGUUAAACAGACACCAGAAAUAUGGACACAUGGAAGUUGACGCAUUCAUGCCUCCCAUAGCCGGGGGUCUCCUGUUCAUGAAUAUGCUGGCUACAAGGAUAACCAAGCCUAUAGCCAGCUUUCGCAAUUUGCCGCACCCGAUAAAGGGUGCGGAAGAGGCUGUUAAAUUAUUUACGAGAUACGAAAAACUCAUUGAAAAUAUUAAUGAAUUUAAAAAGAAGUAUUUUAAUGACUGGGCUGUUACUGUUCCUAAAAUUAUUAAGGAAAACACAAACAAACCGAUUCUGGCACGACAAGGAUCAGAUUUAGUACUGAAUUUUAGCCCAACACUUUUAAAUCUUAUGAAAGAAGUUCGUCAUAUGAGAAACAACAAUGAUGUGCAGAAUAUAUUGCCUAAGGAAAGUGUUGAGUUAUUUGAUAAACAAGAAACUUAUCGUCAAUAUAGGAUUAACCUAGGAAUAACUAUUGAUUGGUAUAAUCAGAUUAGAAAAGAUAGUCAGAAGGUUGAAUUUGAUUUGGUUGAAGAUGAAAUAAAAGCAAUUGAUCAAAGGAUUGAUAUGGCACAAAAUAAACUUAAUUGGAAUUCUCAAGAUUUAUGGAGCUAUCUUGAAGAACUACAUAAAUUAGUCGGAAACUUAUACCAGCGUAUGUCAAAAAUACAAGAUAAUCUCAAAGAAAUGAAAAUGGCUAUGAAAGGGUGGGCUACGCAACCAUUGUUUGAAAGAAAGGAAGAGAAAAAGGAUACGCUUUUAAAUUUAGACGAUCGUAAAGAAAAAAUUCAUAAACGCUAUAAAGAUAUUAAAACGACAGUCGAUCGAAUUGAAACAUUACUUAAUGAAAACAUGGUGCUUUUUAACAUGCAAGAUAACCAACAGAGCGAAAUUUGGCUAGCGUAUGUUUCCUUUAUUGACUCCUUGUUUGAAGAAUCAUUGUUAAAAUCGAUUGCUUGUAGUCUAGGUUACAUAUCUGAACAUAUGAAUCCAAACAACAAGCUAGCACCUUUAUUUGAAGCGCAGUUGGAAUUGUUAGAACCAGACAUGGUUUUUGCCCCAAGUUUAAAUUUGGAUGAUGAGAAAGGUUUUAUGGCUUUGAUAAAUGACCUUAUAAAUGAUAUUUUGAAAAUGGCUUCCCUGGUAAAAAGAAUAGAUCCCAAGAAACUGGAGACUUAUGAAGAUGAUAUUGUGGAGAAUACUGACAUCAUUGAUAUGAAAGACGAUAUACUCAAUAGAAUAGAGCGGGUCAUAGAAGAGGCUAACGAUUUUUGUAAAACUUUUGAAAACUACUCGUAUUUAUGGCUCGAAGAAAGGGACGCGGUUAUGGAAAUAUUUUUGACAUAUGGACGUAUAUUGACACCAGAUGAAAUCGAUAAAAUUGGUUCUGAAGAUAAAGAUGUUCAAGUGCCUGUUCCGUGUCCUCCUAAAAUGGAAGCUUUCAGAGAGCAAAUCGACCAAUAUGAGAAUCUUUUUUUGGAUAUUGAAGAUAUGGAGUCAUAUAAAGUGUUUAAUUCAUGGUUUCAGGUGGAUAUAAGGCCAUUCAGGCAAGCUUUACUAAACACUGUGAGAAAAUGGGGCAAUAUGUAUAAAGAGCACUUAGUGAACAAUGUAAUUUCUAGUCUAAGUGACCUUGGAAAUUUUAUUAGACAGGCAGAUGAAGGUUUACUACAACCCGUACCAGAAGGCAAUUACGAAGCGUUAGUUACAGUAAUGGGAUAUUUGAUGCAUGUUAAAGAUAGAACAACAACAACAGAUGAAAUGUUCCAACCUUUAACCGAAACAAUAGAAUUGCUUAAAUUUUAUGAUAUGGAUAUACCCGAAGAAGUCAACGUUCUUUUACAAGAACUACCCGAACAAUGGCAGGCGACUAAAAAAUUGGCUCUAACUGUGAAACAACAAUUAGCACCACUGCAAGCUGCUGAAGUAGCAUGUAUCAGAAAAAAGAUAACCAUGUUUGAUGUACACAUCACUUACUAUCGAGAAGUUUUUAAAAGAUAUAAUUUUUUCAAAUACGAUUGUGUUGAUCCCUACGUUGUGAUGUCGAGAGUUGAUAAUGAAGUUUUUCAUUUAGAAGAUGAGAUGAAAAAUAUCCAAGAGUCAGGAUCUUUAUUUGAAGUCAACGUUCCUGAAUUUAAGCUUUUAAAACAAUGUCGAAAAGAAUUACGUAUGUUGAAGCAACUUUGGGACUACGUACACAUAGUGCGUACAAGUAUCGAAGAUUGGAAAACAACUCCAUGGCGCAAAAUAGAUGUCGAAAAUAUGGAUAUAGAAUGCAAAAAGUUUGCUAAAGAAAUAAGAUUAUUAGAUAAAGAAAUGAGGAGAAUUGUUAUGGAUGAAAAUACUACGCUAGCAGAUUUGCUUGCCUUAAAUUUGCAUGAAUGUGAAGAGGAGGUUAAAAAUAUAGUUGAUAAAGCUGUGAAAGAAAUGUCAAUGGAGAAAAUAUUAAAAGAUCUCAAUGCAACUUGGAGCGGAAUGGAAUUCGAGCAAGAAGUGCAUACACGAACUGGUUGUAUUUUGUUAAGAGCCAGUGAAGAACUGAUUGAAACUCUAGAAGAGAACCAGGUUCAACUUCAAAAUCUCAUUACUUCAAAAUUUAUUGCUCAUUUUCUGGAAGAAGUAUCGAGUUGGCAACAAAGGCUAUCAAUAGCUGAUCAAGUAAUAACGGUAUGGUUUGAAGUACAAAGAACUUGGUCGCAUUUAGAAAGUAUUUUUAUGAGCUCUGAAGAUAUAAGAAAACAACUACCAGAAGAUUCAGCCAGAUUUGAUAGAAUAGAUGCAGAGUUUAAGAGUUUAUCAAAAGAAAUGUCUAAAACACCCAAUGUUGUGAAAGGAACAAAUAAAGAAGGUUUAGUUGAGAAGCUUGAUAGCUUACAAAAAGAUCUAAUAAUCUGUGAAAAAGCGUUAGCUGAAUAUCUGGAGACAAAGAGAUUAGCAUUUCCAAGAUUUUAUUUUGUUUCAUCGGCCGAUUUAUUGGACAUUUUAUCAAACGGGAAUCAAGCUGAAUUAGUGAUCAGACAUUUAACUAAGCUUUUUGAUUCCAUUGCAAAACUUAAAUUUAUCGAAAAUGAUAAGCCUGCAGAAAAAGCAGCAGCGGGGAUGAUUGCUAAAGACGGUGAAUAUGUUAAGUUUCAUGGAGGUUGUGAUUGUACAGGACCCGUUGAGAUUUGGUUAAAUCGACUUCAAGCCAUUAUGAGGUCAACCAUUCGUCAAUAUUUUGGAGAAGCAAUUGUUUCAUAUGAAGAGAAACCUCGCGAGCAAUGGCUCUUUGAUUACAUGGCACAAGUAUCAUUAUGUUGUUCACAAAUCUGGUGGACUACAGAAGUGAAUAUGGCUUUUUCGAGACUGGAGGAAGGAUACGAUAAUGCUCUCAAAGAUUAUUACAAAAAACAAUUGGCUCAACUGAGUACCCUAAUCACUUUACUUAUAGGCGAAUUAAGCAAGCAGGAUCGUCAAAAAAUUAUGACAAUUUGCACUAUAGAUGUUCAUUCAAGAGAUGUAGUAAGUAAACUCAUUCAAGGAAAGAUAGAGGCAGGCUCAGCGUUUCAAUGGCAAUCUCAACUACGACACAGAUGGGACGAAAAAGAAUCUCAUUGUUUCGCAAAUAUUUGUGACGCUCAGUUUAAAUAUAGUUACGAAUAUUUAGGAAACACUCCAAGAUUGGUCAUAACACCACUGACCGAUCGAUGUUACAUAACUUUAACCCAGUCAUUACAUUUAAUUAUGGGUGGUGGUCCUGCGGGACCAGCUGGUACAGGGAAAACAGAAACAACUAAAGACUUAGGUAGAGCUCUUGGCAUUAUGGUUUAUGUCUUUAAUUGUUCAGAACAGAUGGACUAUCAGUCUUGUGGUAAUAUUUAUAAAGGUUUAGCACAAACUGGGGCUUGGGGAUGUUUUGACGAAUUUAAUAGAAUUUCUGUAGAGGUGCUAUCCGUAGUUGCUGUUCAAGUUAAAUCUGUUCAAGAUGCUAUAAGAGAUAAGAAGAAAAACUUUAAUUUCAUGGGAGAAAUGAUAGUAUUAGUCCCUACUGUCGGUAUUUUUAUUACCAUGAAUCCUGGCUAUGCUGGUAGGACGGAGUUGCCAGAAAACCUGAAAGCUUUGUUUAGACCAUGCGCGAUGGUAGUGCCUGAUUUCGAACUAAUUUGCGAAAUAAUGUUAGUAGCGGAAGGUUUUCAAGAUGCUAAAAUACUCGCUAGGAAGUUUAUUACCCUUUAUACCUUAUGCAAAGAGUUACUUUCUAAGCAAGAUCAUUAUGAUUGGGGAUUGCGAGCUAUCAAAUCCGUACUAGUAGUGGCUGGUUCCUUAAAGAGAGGUGAUCCUGGAAGACCAGAAGAAGAAGUUUUAAUGAGGACCCUUCGUGAUUUCAAUAUCCCCAAAAUAGUAACAGAUGAUAUGCCCGUUUUUAUGGGUUUAAUUGGGGAUUUAUUUCCUGCUCUUGAAGUACCAAGAAAGCGUGACCUAGAGUUUGAAAGAACCGUAAAACAAGCAGCAAUGGAUUUAAUGUUACAACCUGAAGAUAAUUUUAUACUUAAAGUUGUACAAUUAGAAGAACUAUUAGAAGUUCGUCAUUCUGUUUUUAUUGUUGGUAACGCUGGUACUGGAAAAACUCAAGUUUGGAAAACUCUCUUUAAAACCUAUCAAAAUUUAAAGAAGAAACCUAUCUACAACGAUCUAAAUCCAAAAGCUGUUAGUAACGACGACUUAUUUGGAAUUAUAAAUCCGGCAACGAGAGAAUGGAAAGAUGGCUUGUUUUCAGUAAUUAUGAGAGACCAAGCAAAUCUUGUAGGAGAAAAUCCUAAAUGGAUCGUUUUAGAUGGAGACAUAGACCCUAUGUGGAUAGAAUCAUUAAAUACUGUGAUGGAUGAUAACAAAAUUUUAACGUUAGCCAGUAAUGAAAGAAUUGCAUUGACUCCGAGCAUGAGACUUAUGUUUGAAAUUUCGAACCUCCGAACAGCUACUCCAGCAACAGUUUCAAGAGCUGGAAUUUUGUACAUUAAUCCACAAGAUCUAGGCUGGAAUCCAUAUGUUACCAGUUGGAUCGAAACAAGAAAAAUUCCAGCCGAAAAGUCGAAUUUAGUCAUACUCUUUGAUAAAUAUAUCCCAGCUUGUUUAGAAACUGUGAGAAAUCGGUUUAAGAAAAUAACCCCAAUUGCUGAUAUGGCGCAUGUUCAAAUGCUGUGCCAUUUACUUAACUGUUUACUAGUACCAGAAAACACACCAGCGGACUGUCCGAAAGAAUGGCACGAUAUUUUCUUUGUGUUUGCUUGUGUGUGGGCAUUUGGUUCUGCUAUGUUUCAAGAUACUAAUGUGGAUUAUAGGAUCGAAUUUACCAAAUGGUGGGUUAACGAGUUUAAAACUAUUAAAUUUCCACAAGGAGGCACUGUUUUCGAUUAUUAUAUUGACUCCGAAACAAAACAGUUUACACCUUGGACAGAGAAGAUUACGAAGUUUGAAUUGGACUCGGAUAUACCAUUACAGGCUGUACUUGUGCCUACAGCAGAAACUGUAAGAAUUAGGUAUUUCUUGGACUUACUGAUGAAAAAUAAGCACCCAGUUAUGUUGGUUGGGGGUGCUGGCUGUGGUAAAACAGUUUUGGUCAGCGAAAAGUUGCAGAGCCUGCCAGAAUCAUAUGCCGUGCAAUCUGUUCCAUUCAAUUUCUAUACUUCAUCAGAAAUGCUACAAAAGGUUUUAGAAAAACCUUUAGAGAAAAAAGCCGGUCGAAACUAUGGUCCGCCUGGAAACAAGACUCUCAUAUACUUUAUAGAUGAUAUGAAUAUGCCCGAAGUAGAUUCUUAUGGCACCGUCCAACCACAUACAAUAAUAAGACAACAUUUAGAUUACAAUCAUUGGUACGAUCGAACUAAGCUAACCCUUAAAGAUAUUCACAAUACCCAAUACGUGUCAUCAAAUGUUGUAACAGCGUCUAUAGCUUUGCAUAAUAAGGUGUCUCAAAUAUUUUUACCGACUGCCAUUAAGUUCCACUACAUAUUUAAUUUACGAGAUUUGUCGAACAUCUUCCAGGGAUUCUUAUUUAGUACUAAUGAAUGUCUGGUUAAUCCUUCUGAUUUAAUUCGAUUAUGGAUGCAUGAAACACAUAGAGUAUAUGGCGAUAAACUCACCGAAGAUAAAGAUAUCGAUGCUUUUCUAAAAAUGCAGGUUGAUAUAUGUAAGAAAAAUUUCGAGGAUAUCGACGAGGGUGUAGUUUUUGAACGUCCUAACAUCUACUGUCAUUUUGCUGGUGGGAUUGGUGAGCCUAAAUAUAUGCCUAUUACGUCUUGGGAUCAACUCAAUAAACUUCUGACAGAAGCUAUGGCCAGUUACAACGAUCUCAUAGCUGCUAUGAAUUUAGUACUAUUUGAAGAUGCAAUGAUGCAUAUUUGCAGAAUAAGUCGAAUUCUCGAAAGUCCACGGGGAAGUGCAUUGCUAGUUGGUGUUGGAGGAUCUGGUAAGCAGUCACUGUCACGGCUUGCUGCAUUUAUAUCCAGCUUAGAAGUGCUGCAAAUACAACUGAAGAAGGGAUAUGGGGUUUCAGAUCUUAAGCAUGAAUUGUCAGGUUUAUAUAUCAAAACGGGUCUGAAAAACGUUGGUAUUAUGUUUCUGAUGACUGAUGCCCAGGUGGCCAACGAACAGUUUCUGGUGUUGAUUAAUGAUUUAUUGGCGUCGGGUGAAGUGGCUGAUCUUUUUCCUGAUGAUGAAAUCGAAAAUAUAAUUGGCGGUGUUAGAAAUGAGGUAAAAGGCGCAGGCUUACCUGAUACCCGCGAGAUAUGCUGGAAGUUUUUUAUUGAUAGAGUUCGUAAACAAUUAAAAGUUGUGUUGUGUUUUUCACCUGUUGGUUCAACGUUGAGAGUUAGAUCUAGAAAAUUUCCAGCUUUGAUCAACUGUACUUCAAUUAAUUGGUUCCAUGAAUGGCCUCAAGAGGCUUUAGUAUCAGUGUCCGUUAAAUUCUUGGAAGGACUUCACGUUUUACCGAUAACGUUACGAGAUUCUGUAUCAAGAUUUAUGGCAUAUGUUCAUACUUCAGUGAAUUCAAUAUCUAAAGCGUACUUGGCAAAUGAAAGAAGAUAUAAUUAUACAACACCAAAAAGCUAUUUAGAACAAAUUAGUUUAUAUGCAAAACUUGUUAAUCAAAAAACUGAUGAACUUCAAGCCAAGAUUUCGAGGUUGGAGAAUGGUUUGGAAAAGUUGCGUAGCACAGCGUGUCAAGUAGACGAGUUAAAAGCAAAAUUGGCAGUACAAGAAAUAGAAUUACAACAAAAGAAUGAGGCUGCUGAUAAACUUAUAGAGAUGGUGGGAAUUGAGACUGCUAAAGUUCAGAGUGAAAAAGCCUUAGCUGAUGAAGAGGAAGAAAAAGUAGCGGUUAUAGCGGAAGAAGUCUCAAAGAAGCAAAAAGACUGUGAAGAAGAUUUGAUAAAAGCAGAACCUGCGCUUGUUGCUGCACAAGAAGCAUUAAAUACUUUAAAUAAGGCCAAUCUUACAGAACUUAAAUCAUUUGGCUCACCUCCUGGUGCUGUUACAAAUGUCACUGCUGCUGUUAUGGUUUUACUAGCUCCUGGUGGUAAAAUACCCAAAGAUAGAAGUUGGAAAAAUGCUAAGAUGAUGAUGGCUAAAGUAGAUGUAUUUUUGGAAUCUCUUGUUCAUUACGACAAAGAAAAUAUACAUCCAGACGUCAUAAAAGCCAUUCAGCCAUAUUUAAAAGAUUCGGAAUUCGAACCGGAAUUUGUGAGAUCUAAAUCAGCUGCAGCUGCUGGACUUUGUGCUUGGGUCAUUAACAUCAUUAAAUUUUACGAAGUAUUUUGUGAUGUAGAACCUAAACGAAAAGCUUUAGCAGCAGCUAACGCUGAGUUAGCAGCUGCUACUGAAAAACUAAAAUCAAUUAAGUCUAAAGUCGCGUCGUUAGAAGAGCAGUUAGCUACUCUAACAGCAGACUUUGAAAAAGCAACAUUAGAAAAACUAAAGUGUCAACAGGAGGCAGAUGCAACUAACAGAACUAUUCAGCUUGCAAAUCGAUUAGUAAAUGGACUUGCAAGUGAAAAUGUGCGUUGGGCAGAAUCGGUUUCAAACUACAUGCAACAGAGUACAACGUUACCGGGUGAUGUACUUCUUGUAUGUGCUUUUAUAUCCUAUGUUGGAUGUUUCACGAAGCAAUACAGGCUUGACUUAUUACAUAAAAAUUGGCUUGUUUUUCUAAAGACAUUAGAGCCACCAAUUCCAAUAACUGAAGAUUUAGAUCCUUUGUCAAUGCUAACUGAUGAUACUACUAUAGCGAUGUGGCAAAAUGAGGGCUUGCCUUCGGAUAGAAUGAGCACUGAAAACGCUACAAUACUUUCUAACUCAGACCGUUGGCCUCUCAUGAUUGAUCCUCAGCUUCAGGGGGUUAAGUGGAUCAAACAGAAGUAUGGUGAUAAGUUGCGUGUGAUACGACUUGGACACAAAGGCUACCUUGAUACUAUUGAAAAGGCUAUAAUAAAAGGAGAAACAGUUUUAUUUGAAAACAUAGGAGAAACAGUCGAUCCAGUAUUAGAUCCAUUACUUGGUAGAAACUUAAUUAAAAAGGGAAGAGCAAUAAAAAUAGGCGACAAAGAAGUCGAAUAUAGUCCAAAUUUUAGACUCAUACUCCAUACGAAAUUGGCAAAUCCACAUUAUAAACCAGAAAUGCAAGCCCAAACUACCUUGGUUAAUUUUACUGUAACCAGGGAUGGUUUAGAAGACCAACUAUUAGCUGAAGUAGUGAAAGCUGAAAGACCUGACCUUGAGGAAUUGAAAGCAGAGCUAACAAAACAACAGAAUGAGUUUAAGAUUCAAUUAAAAGAGCUUGAAGAUGACUUAUUAUCCAGAUUGUCAUCAGCUGGUGAAAAUAUUUUGGGUGAUACAGCUUUAGUGGAGAACUUAGAAACAACUAAAAAGACAGCGGCAGAUAUUGAAAAGAAAGUUACAGAAGCUAAAGUCACAUCGUAUCAAAUUGAUCAAGCGCGGGAGUUCUAUCGACCAGCAUCAGCAAGAGCUUCCUUACUUUAUUUCAUACUAAAUGAUUUAAAUACGAUUAAUCCAAUUUAUCAGUUUUCAUUAAAGGCUUUUAGUGUCGUAUUUCAAAAAGCCAUUUCUCGAGCGGAACCAGCUGAUGAAGUUAGUCAACGGGUAAGGAAUCUCAUCGAUUGUAUAAGCUAUUCGGUAUUUCAAUAUACAUCCAGAGGCCUUUUUGAGUGCGAUAAAUUAAUUUUCGCAUCACAGAUGACUUUCCAGGUACUGUUAAUGAGUGAAGAAAUUACACCCGCUGAAUUGGACUUUUUUCUCCGAUUCCCAAUUAAGCCCCACGUAACGAGUCCAGUCGACUUUUUGUCUAAUACAAGUUGGGGUGGAAUAUGUUCACUUGCAAGUAAAGAUGAGUUUCGAAAUCUUGACAGAGAUAUAGAGACUUCACCAAAACGAUGGAAGAAAAUAGUAGAAAUGGAAUGUCCUGAAAGAGAAAAGUUUCCACAGGAAUGGAAGAACAAAACAGCGUUACAGCGAUUGUGUAUGCUUAGAGCAUUGCGACCUGACAGGAUGACUUAUGCAGUGGCCGCAUACAUAGAAGAAAGAAUGGGCUCAAAAUACGUUGAAAAUAGGACAGUACAAUUUAGUAAAUCAUUCGAAGAAACGAGUUCAACAACACCAAUAUUCUUUAUUCUGUCUCCUGGUGUGAACCCCCUCAAGGACGUCGAGGCUUUAGGAAAAGUAAUGGGAUUCUCAAGUGAUAUAGGAAAUUUUCAUAAUGUCUCUUUGGGCCAGGGCCAAGAAAUAGUAGCGGAGCAAGCAAUGGAUGAGGCGAUACAGAAAGGGCACUGGGUUGUUUUACAGAACAUUCAUUUAGUAAAGAAAUGGUUGCCAAGUCUCGAGAAGAAAAUGGAGACGUUCGCUUCAGGUUGUCACAACAAUUUUCGUCUGUUUAUGUCAGCUGAACCAGCAGCCACACCAACUGCCCAUAUAAUACCGCAGGGUAUCCUGGAGUCUAGUAUAAAAAUCACUAAUGAACCACCGACGGGCAUGCAGGCUAACAUUCAUAAAGCUCUAGAUAAUUUCAAUCAAGAAACUCUGGAGAUGUGUGGCAAGGAAGCGGAAUUUAAAGCGAUACUCUUUGCCUUAUGUUACUUUCACGCUGUAGUAGCUGAGAGGAGGAAAUUCGGACCUCAGGGUUGGAACAAAAUAUAUCCAUUCAAUGUUGGUGACCUUACUAUAAGUGUCUUUGUCUUAUACAAUUAUUUAGAAGCUAAUUCUAAAGUUCCUUGGGAGGAUUUAAGAUAUCUUUUCGGUGAAAUAAUGUAUGGAGGACACAUUACAGACGACUGGGAUCGACGUUUGUGUAAUGCUUACUUAGAAGAAUUAAUGCAACCAGAUCUUGUUGACGGAGAAUUGCAACUAGCGCCAGGGUUUCCUGCGCCACCUAACACAGAUUACUCCGGUUAUCACCAGUAUAUAGAAGAUGCUAUGCCCCCGGAAUCACCAUAUCUUUACGGCUUGCAUCCUAAUGCAGAAAUAGGUUUUCUGACUACUACUUCGGAAAAUUUGUUCAGAACUAUUUUUGAAAUGCAGCCAAGAGACGCUCAAGCUUCUGGCGCAACAACAAUUACUAGAGAAGACAAGGUAAAGCAAAUGCUUGAUGAGAUAAUGGAGAAGCUUCCAGAGGAGUUCAACAUGGUAGAAAUUAUGGGUAAAGUGGAGGAACGCACGCCGUAUGUGAUCGUCGCGUUCCAGGAGUGUGAAAGAAUGAACAAUUUAACAGGAGAGAUGAAGCGGUCACUGAAGGAAUUAGACUUAGGACUAAAGGGAGAAUUAACAAUUACAUCCGAUAUGGAAGACUUGGAGAACGCUUUAUUUUUGGACCAGGUACCCGCCAUCUGGGCUAAUAAAGCAUACCCUUCCUUAUUGGGCUUGUCUGCUUGGUUCGUUGAUCUACUUCUUCGCCUUCGGGAAUUAGAAACUUGGGCUACUGAUUUCGUUUUGCCGGCGUCUGUGUGGCUGGCUGGUUUCUUCAAUCCGCAGAGCUUGUUGACUGCAAUUAUGCAAAGCACAGCGCGUCGUUAUGAACUGCCAUUGGAUAAAAUGUGCCUACAGUGUGACGUCACUAAGAAAAUGAAAGAGGAAUUCACGAUUGCUGAUUCCAGGUCAGCUCAACGUGAUGGUGCCUAUGUCCACGGUUUGCUCAUGGAGGGUGCUCGAUGGGAUGUACAAGCAGGCAUUAUUAUGGAUUCAAGGCUUAAAGAAUUGUUUCCGCCAAUGCCUGUUAUUAAUGUCAGGGCGAUAACACAAGACAAACAAGAUUUACGUAACAUGUACGAGUGUCCGGUGUACAAAACACGAACCCGUGGCCCCACGUACGUGUGGACGUUCAAUCUGAAGACCAAGGAUAAGCCCUCAAAGUGGACUUUAGCGGGAGUUGCACUGCUGCUUCAAGUUUAA